AUGAAGAUUCCUGUUUUUCUCUUUUUUUUAUUUUUCUUUCUGGACCCAAUGUCACCAGUGAAAUGUGCCAUGAAAGACACCAUUAGUUGCUUUGUCCUGAAAGGCAAAUGUAAACGUGUGUGCAAUAACUUGGAACGGUCAGUUGGUCACUGCACAAAACUAAAUGUCAACUGUUGUCUAGUUUGA
Otolemur garnettii (small-eared galago) is the source of this 186-nucleotide messenger RNA. RefSeq names its product defensin beta 133 (gene DEFB133). The transcript is spliced from 2 exons. Gene Ontology annotation, biological process: innate immune response. NCBI's taxonomy places the organism in Eukaryota, Metazoa, Chordata, Mammalia, Primates, Galagidae. Gene Ontology annotation, cellular component: extracellular region. The record is from RefSeq and is a predicted model, not a curated record. The coding region runs from base 1 to 186 and encodes 61 amino acids.